Megalopta genalis is the source of this 372-nucleotide messenger RNA. The record is from RefSeq and is a predicted model, not a curated record. Lineage: Eukaryota; Metazoa; Arthropoda; Insecta; Hymenoptera; Halictidae.
AUGGUUUACCAGGCGAUGGACGAGUUCUCUGGACGAUUAUCGCGGCAACAAGCCGCGCGACCGGCGCGUCGAGAACGGCGCGCGGACGACGACGCGUUUCACGCGGAUAGCAUCGUCGCUGAGCCGAGGACCGGCAGUUGGGCGGCCAGGGGCACGGAGACGUUCACUUGCCACCGGUGCGGCAGAUCGUAUCAAAUGAGGCACAAUCUGGUGAAACAUUUGCGAUUCGAGUGCGGCGGACACAAGCACUUCGCGUGCAGCUUGUGCCCGGCCAGGUACACGCAAAACGGCAAGCUCAGGCAGCACAUGUUGAACGCGCAUAACAUCUUCGUGCCGCCGCGGAAAACUUGGGUGCGGACGGCGUACAAUUAA